CAAAAACAACCACCACUUCUGCUGAAGAAGAAGCCCUUUACGUGAAGUCUCUACCUUGACAACGAUCCUCCACUUUUCCACGUCAAAUAAUUUUCAACUGUGAUGCAGCACAACUCGAACUAGAAUCGAGAAACCACCUUCCUUCACAACCAUGGCUGCAGCCAGACGCGGUAGCGAUCCAGCAAUCGCUACCCUCCAACCAAGUGCCAGCGAUCCCUUACAACUCAAAGGGGAAAGCAGAUUAACUACAGAAGGUGCAAACCCCAGACCAGCUGUACCUCGAAAUUGGCAAACCGAACGACCCAAACCAGCAUAUCGAUCUUCUGUCCUCCCAUCUAUCCUCGCCCGAAAUGCAACGAAUGUCCCUGCAUUAAAUGCUGCCCUUUGGGAUCAACCCCACGACGACGAUUCCUCCUCCUCGAGCUCAUCCUCCGACGAAGACGAAGUCAUCUCACCAAAGAAUCAUGCCAAAAGUAAACAACAUGGCCGUGAUAAGAGAUCUAGGUCUGGUAGUGGGAAUUUUCAUAAGUUCAAUGUUGGGAAUGAUGAUUUCAAGACGAGGGGAAAGGUUUCGAGGCGGGAUGGGAGACUGAAUAUCAGUGUCAAUGAGACGAAUGAUCAUGGGUAUUUGGCCAAGGCGUUGGGUGCUACGUUUCUCCACAAGCAGGCGAACCCGGAUAUUUCUCAUACUUCUUCGUCGACGACGAUUGCGUCCGAUUUACUGCGGCCGAAGCUGAAUAUCGUCGUCAUGGUGAUUGGGAGUCGUGGCGAUAUACAGCCAUUUCUGAAACUGGGUAAGAAUCUACAGGAAUAUGGACAUAGAGUCAGAAUUGCGACGCAUCCUGCGUUUAAAGAUUUCGUGGAAAGUGAUAUUGGUCUAGAGUUUUUCUCUGUUGGUGGUGAUCCGGCGGAAUUAAUGGCUUUUAUGGUGAAGAAUCCCGGUAUGAUCCCUACGAUGGAAACUCUCAAGAAGGGAGAGGUUGGCCGACGACGGGAACAAAUGGCGGAAAUGUUCGAGGGGUUCUGGCGCGCUUGUAUCAAUGCUACGGAUGAUGAGAAGGAUACACAUAAUCUGAAGAUGAUGGGUGCUAAGGCGCCUUUUGUGGCGGAUGCUAUUAUCGCCAAUCCGCCGUCUUUUGCUCACAUUCAUUGUGCUGAACGACUUGGGAUACCUUUGCAUCUGAUGUUUACGUUUCCUUAUAGCCCGACGCAGUCUUUUCCUCAUCCUCUGGCGAAUAUCAAGAAGACCAAUGUUGAUCCUGGAUAUGCGAAUUUCAUGUCAUACCCUUUGGUAGAAAUGAUGACUUGGCAGGGGUGAGUCUUUGCAUAUAGUCCUUUAUAUCUAUACGCGCUAACAUUGAUAGGCUUGGUGAUCUGAUCAACUCCUUCCGCGUCAAGACACUUGGUCUUGAGCCCGUAUCGACGUUAUGGGCCCCUGGUCAACUAUAUCGAAUGAAAGUCCCAUACACGUACCUCUGGUCUCCGGGUCUCAUUCCAAAACCACCGGAUUGGGGAUCAGAAAUCGAUAUCGCUGGUUUCGUCUUUCUGGAUCUGGCUUCGAAAUUUGAACCUCCUGAGGAUUUGGUCAAAUUCCUGGAUGCCGGAGAACCUCCUGUUUACAUUGGUUUCGGAUCCAUAGUUGUUGAUGACCCUGAUAAAUUCACCACCAUGAUAUUCGAAGCAGUAGAGAAAGCAGGAGUGCGAGCUUUGGUAUCUAAAGGGUGGGGAGGACUGGGAGGUGAGAAUAAUACACCUGAUAGUAUUUUCAUGCUUGAAAACACACCUCACGACUGGCUAUUUCCCAAGGUCAGUGCUGUUGUACAUCAUGGUGGAGCUGGCACGACUGCUAUUGGAUUGAAAUGUGGCAAACCGACAAUGGUCGUCCCAUUCUUUGGGGACCAACAGUUCUGGGGAUCUAUGAUUGGGAAAGCGGGUGCGGGAGCUGAACCGGUUCCUUAUAAGAACUUGACGGCUGAUAAACUAGCGGAUGGUAUUAAGUACUGUCUAACUGAUGAAGCAAAGGCAGCGGCUGAGGAAAUGGCGAAGAAUAUUGAGGCGGAAGGUGAUGGGGCUAAGAAUGCGGUCACCUCUUUUCAUCGAAGCCUUGUUUUACGUGGCGAACAUUCGAUGAGGUGUUCAAUUCUGGAAGACAGAGUAGCUGUGUGGACACUCAAAAAUACGAAUCUACGACUUAGUGCACUUGCUGCGGAGCUUCUGGUUGAACGGAAAAAGAUCACUUGGAAACAACUUCGACUGAUUCGUCACAAUGAAUGGAAUGACUUUGAGGGACCUGGUGAGCCAUUGACUGGUGGUGCUACUGCCAUCAUGAGAAGUGUUACGGGGAUGGCAAGUGGGAUUAGUAGUGUGCCCUUUCGAUUAGCGAGAACUGCUAAGAAGCGGGCGAUGCACGAGGAGAGGAAAAAGAAGAAGGCUGAAGCUGCGAAGGCUAAGCGAAGUGGGAAUGGGAGAGAUACAAUUGCAGACGGCAGGAAGGAAAGUGGGAAAGCUGUGAAUGGUCUUGAGAGUGAAGGUAUUGCGGAAAAAUCUUUUGAUGCUGUUGGUCAAACUACGGAUGGCGCGGCAGACAAAGAAGACUCCACGAAACCCACAGCCGAGAAAUUGGAUACAACUGAAGCAAGAGAUAUCCAUUCUCCGAUUUCCCCUCUGGGUCAACAUACAUCAACUGGAGAACCCUUAUCAUUACAACAGCAGAAGAAAGACGAAAAACGUCGAGAUGAACGUAUAGAACACGAACAUGGGUUCGAGUACAACAUACCCGAAGACCGACAGUCCAUGAUCUCCGCGGACCCCAACGACACUAUGGCUGAAGACAUGACGAAAGACGUGGGCAAAGGACUGGGGGAAACUGCCGAAGCUAUGGCUCGUAUUCCGAUGGAUUUAUCACUGGCUGUUGCGCAGGGAUUCCAUAAUGCUCCGAGAUUGUAUGGAGAUACUACUGUGAGACGGUAUGUUCAAUCCCCUUUCUGCUCAUCCUUUCUUCCUCUUGAACAAAACUAACCAUAUGAUCACCAGACCAACACGCAUUACAGGGAUGAAAUCCGGCCUCAAAGCCGCCGCCGACGAAUUCCGCUACGGGAUCUACGACGGCGUCACCGGCGUGGUCGUCCAACCCUACCGAGGAGCUCGAGACAACGGACCCAUCGGCUUCGUGAAAGGCGUCGGAAUCGGUCUCACCGGCUUCGUGUUGAAAGAUCUCGCGGCCAUCUUCGGACCCUUCGCCUACACCCUCAAAGGCGCCCACAAAGAACUCAUGAAAGGCCGACAACCCACGCAUUUCAUCCGCAAAGCGCAGAUCGUCCAGGGACAGCGCGACGCGCAAGCCCUCGAGCCCGAAGCUCUCAAGGAAGCUGUACAGAAAACCAUUCAUGGAUGUGGGGUUCUGGAGGAAGUAUGGGGGUUUAUGGAGAGUGAGCAAGAGAAGGGCGGUUUGAUGGGGAGGGUUACGGGAAGACGGGAGAGGAAAAGGUGGAGAGAGCAGGGCGGGUUUGAGAAUGUGGAGAUGGCGGAGAAGGUUCUGGAGGCGAAAGGGAAAGGCGAGGGUCUGGAAGAUGUGUUUAGGGAGAAGAGGAGGGAGGGGAGAUUGAGUGUGAGAGGGAAGAGGGGGGUGCAGCGGGAUUUGAAACAUGGGAAG
Molecule: messenger RNA, 3652 nt
Organism: Hymenoscyphus albidus
Lineage: Eukaryota; Fungi; Ascomycota; Leotiomycetes; Helotiales; Helotiaceae
Source: the annotation of a GenBank genome assembly